GGAGCAACACCACUGCCCCAACCAUGCCAAUCAACUCAUUGUCAUGCCAUGGAUAAGACUUACUCUUUGAUACGUUCUAGAAUGGAUCAACUGGGUAUAUAAAGGGUGUGAGUGAUGCUCCACAGCUGAACAAAGUCUGAUUGUCCAAGGCAGUCCUUCCCACUAUGAGCCAGCCUUCCUGAACUGUUUGGGGGAAAAUAUUGCUGCCCUUUUGUGUGUUGAGUAAGUCAUUAAACCUGACUUAGUCAUUGCAAUUAGUCAAAGAUUAAAUUACAUUAGCUAGCCAGGGGAAAACCAAGAGAGGAAACAGUUUUUUCCCCCUAGUACCACUCUCAGGCCAUUCCGAAGUCAUGGCUGACCACAACAAGGUAUUACCGCGUCCUCUUUUCCGCCGAGAUGUAAACUGGGAUCCUUUCCGUGAGUGGACACAGCCUAGCCGCAUGAUCAUGGAGCAGGACUUUGGCCUCCCUCCUUUCCUGGAUCCAGGCGAUGUGAGCUGGAUAGACUGGGCUAGGAGGAGACUGGCAUCAUCCUCCUGGCCAGGGUACACACGCCAUCCCCUCUUCACCCCCAGCACUGCUCUCCCUGCUGCAGUGGCACCCCAGACCGCAGCCAGACUUCAGAGACAACUGUCUGGAGGAGUGUCAGAGAUCAGGACAGGACAGGACAGCUGGAGGAUCACACUGGAUGUCAAUCACUUUUCACCAGAGGAGAUAUCAAUCAAAACCAAGGGAGGCUUCCUGGAGAUUACAGGUCAACACGAAGAAAGGGAGGACGAGCAUGGAUCAGUCUCAAGGUGCUUUACAAGAAAAUACAAGCUGCCCCCUGGUGUGGACUUGCAGCACGUCAGCUCAUCUCUGUCUGGUGAAGGGAUUCUCUUGGUAGAAGCACCCCUCCCAGGCUUAACUACCACCAUCCUCCCCAGUGACAUGGUCAUCCCCAUUCAGAUCAAGCACGAGUGUGAGGGGAAAGAGUGAAUCCAGUGAUCCAUUACAACUAGAUGUAAAGCUUGGGGUAGAGCUUUAAAGCUGAUGUCGGCGUUGAUAACUUUUGACAACAUUCUUUUGAAUUAAGCCUUGGUCAUUUAUGAUGACAAACAUAGUGGCUUCUAUUGCUAUUGAAACACCAUCACUUUAUUUACUCUCACUCGAACUACACGUGUGGCAUGUUUUUCUAUGUAUUAUGUUAAAUCAUUUCCCGCAAAGACUAGCAAAACCAAGAUAAAGUGAAAAAUCAAGACUGUUGAAAUGUACUUUCUCAUUUGUCAAAUGAUAGAUCAUCUGGGAGUCAACAUGACCACGCUUAAUAAAGCUGUUCUUAAUAAAGAUGUUCAUGACUGUUAAUAAAACAGUUCUGCAAGGCA
Messenger RNA from Oncorhynchus tshawytscha (Chinook salmon), 1363 nucleotides. RefSeq names its product heat shock protein beta-1. Gene Ontology annotation, biological process: protein refolding; response to heat. NCBI's taxonomy places the organism in Eukaryota, Metazoa, Chordata, Actinopteri, Salmoniformes, Salmonidae. The transcript has 3 exons. Gene Ontology annotation, molecular function: protein folding chaperone. The record is from RefSeq and is a predicted model, not a curated record. Bases 351 to 977 code for a protein of 208 amino acids.